GGAGACUACCAAGCAACUCCCGACUUAGCUCAAGUCUGUCAUACUGAGCUCACAAGUUUUACGGGAGGAAAUAAAAAUACGGUAAAUCCUCGGACCACAGAUCCAUCGGAAAUACAAACCAAACCAAACCGAGCCAAGCAAUCCGUGUCGAGCGAUAUACAUACCUCACCAUGUUUGCUCGAGGCCUCACGGCUACGAGGCCCUUCCUCCGCACGUUCCCGAGAUCCAUGGGUGCGACUGCAUCAAAACUCCGACCGGUCGUGCCCGGUGGCGGUGGUUUGAAGCAGCAGCAGCAGCAGCAGCAGCAAAGAGCGGUGUUUAUGCGCCGACCGCCUACUUAUCAAUAUCAGAAGUUUCGGAGCAGGGAGCAGUUGGUCCGGCACUUGUGGGGGGAUCCGAACUUUAGGUGUGUUUCUUGCUCUCUUCUCUCAUCACUAACGAUGGCUUAAUUGACCAAUUGCCCCCGGUAACGUAGGAGGUUCGUGGGAGUGGUCAUUCUUGGAGGGGGGGUCUUCUAUGUGUAUAAUCUCGAGACGGUACCCGUUUCCGGGAGACGGAGGUUUAAUAUCUUCAGCGCGGAGAUGGAGGCUCAGAUAGCGCAGCAGGCGUAAUACCUCACUGGGAGCAGAAACCCGUUUGCCCCAAAUAUCCCGUUUGGAAUGGGCAAUGGGGGGGAAGCGAAAGUCCUUUCUAACUUUAUGGAAUGCGAAUAGGUAUGCCGAGGUGAAGGAGAACUACCGGGGGCAGAUACUGUCCUCCUAUCACCCUACGACGAGAUAUGUCAAGAGGGUUAUGGAUCGGUAGGAUAGCUUGCAUUUUCUGCCCCCCACUCGUCGCGCUCCCUACCUUCCUUCUGGGGAUAUGAGGGCGCGUAGGGCGAAUAUGUGGCUUUUUUCCCCCUUUUUUCGGUCGAUUGAUCACCGGCUAGACUAAUUGUGAGCACAGGCUGGUGCCGGUGUCUGGACUUGGGGACCUAAAAUGGGAGGUUUUUGUUAUAAAAGACGAUUCCAUCAAGAACGCUUUUGUUAUUCCGGGGUUAGUGAGGCAGAUUCGGCUCCCGAAAUUAUGAUUUUGAUGUUUCUUCCCCUCCCUUCUUCUUUUACUGAUAGACAGUACGAGUAGUGGCAAAGUCUUUGUAUUCAGGUAUGUACCGUACGUAACCGACAAUUGGGGGCCCACCUAUGGCUCAUAGGUUGAAAAGUGGGGGAGGCGGAAGUGGGGCUGGGAGGGGCUUGAAGGAGGGCCCCAAGAAAACACAUCACUCAGCGGAUGCUAACCCGAUGUGAGUGGGAUACUGGGUAUCUGUGGAGAUGAAGAUGGUCUGGCAGCUGUUAUGUCGCACGAGAUUUCUCAUACCGUUGCUCACCAUGCAUCUGAGACCAUGAGCAAAUCAUUUCUUGCAAUAGCCGGUUUGCUUCUUCUCUCAGUUGUGAGCGGCACGAACACCAGUUUUCUUGGGGAUAUCAUGGAUCUGGCUUUCCUUCGACCUGGUUCGAGGAGACAAGAGGUACGGCGCUCGCAAAUUGCUUUCUUCUUUACGGAUCUUCAUAUCGUAUUCCCUAAAGUCAUCCCUAUUCCCUUAUUUUUUCCUCGCAUGAUGUGAUGGUGCUGCUUGUUUCUGACCCUCUGAUCCCCCGGGUAGGCUGAGGUAUGUCACUCUGGAGCAGUUUGAUCUGUGCAAACGCCAUAAACCCUCUCGUCUCGAAGCGGGAGCUUGAAUAAGGCUAUUUACUUACCUUUUUUUUUCUGGCUUGGAUUUUCCCUUUGUAGGCUGACUAUAUCGGAUUGAUGAUGAUGGCUGAAGCAUGUGUGAGCUACUCCCGAUCCCGACCUUACUGCAUAAAAUUGGUCGGAAUCGUAUUUGCUUUUUUUUUUGUUGGAAAGAGCCGACUAAUCGUCCAAUUAUUAUAGUAUGAUCCGUCGGGGGCGGUUGGACUGUGGGAGAGGAUGGAGAAAGCACAAGAAUUCGAAGCGCCACAGUUUCUAUCUACUCAUCCUGCUGUACUACUGCCCUUUCCCCCACCCUCUCUCGGUAGAUCAUAUGUGGAGGGGUUGGCCCGGCUGACAUUGUCGGUACACAGCACAAAACUAGGAUUCGUAAUAUCAAAGGAUGGUGAGCGGCUCCAUGCUGGGUAUAUCAGAUGUGAUAUCAAAUGUACUCAUAUCAUACGAUAAACAGGCUACCAGAGGCUUUGCAAAAGUUGGAAAAUAGCGAAUGCGCUGGAAUGACCAUGGACUAUGCUUUGGAAUUCCGAAAGGCGUUCGGUUAUCCAAAUUGGUAGCCCUGCAUCAUGGAAGGAUUGUUCCAUGUUGGGGGGGAGGGGGGAUUAGAAACAAAUAUCAAUCUUGUCGCCGCUCU
This is a messenger RNA of Tuber aestivum (summer truffle), 2359 nucleotides long. Lineage: Eukaryota; Fungi; Ascomycota; Pezizomycetes; Pezizales; Tuberaceae. The record is from the annotation of a GenBank genome assembly.